Salvelinus sp. IW2-2015 is the source of this 11191-nucleotide messenger RNA. The record is from RefSeq and is a predicted model, not a curated record. NCBI's taxonomy places the organism in Eukaryota, Metazoa, Chordata, Actinopteri, Salmoniformes, Salmonidae.
CACACACACAAAAACGCCAGUCAUAGUUUAAGACACUUGGUUAUUAAAGGUGAGUAAACUACAAAUCAUCCCAGUGUGUGUGUCUUUAUACUGUGUGUGGUGUCCAAGACAGCUGCCCUCCUCUCCCACAACAUUAACAUUGUUGUAAUCAAAAACAAAAUGUACCUCCCACGUAGGCCUCGGGGAUGGGUGUGGAGGUAAACAGUGGAGGGUUGACCGUAGCCCCAUGCUGUAUGAGCAGUUUCACACACUCCAGGCUCACCGUCGCACAUGCAUCGCAUAGAGGGGAACUGCCGUCAAUGUUUCUCCCUCGCCCCUUGCCCUGGAAGUGUAUACUCGUCAGACGUCAGGACACGUCAUCAGAAGUGUUUACUUAAUUUAAGGGCUGAGGGGAUAGGAUGUGACUUUUAAGGGUUUGGAAUACACACAGCCUUCCAAAGAUUGGAAUACACACAGCCUUCCAAAGAUUGAAAUGCACACAGCCUUCCAAAGAUUGAAAUGCACACAGCCUUCCAAAGAUUGAAAUGCACACAGCCUUCCAAAGAUUGAACGUAAAUUUCCACUUACGUCCACUCUCCUCCCCUUAGCAUUCGCCACUUCCGGUUCUCGUGCAUUAGCAGUUCGAGUCUUCUAAUAAUCACUCUAUUGCGGCAUUGCCUUUUCAGUUGUUAGUUGAAUGUUACGUUUUACAAUCGAGGUGUAGACACGUAUAACGCCACAUAGAUGAGAUAUAUUCAGUGAAGAAGUGGAACUUUUCUAACAAAUGUUCCUAUUUGUAAAAUGUCGGUAAAAGAUGUAGGCCUACUGUAAAUGACAGUCUGCUCUAAAUGCCUAGUACAGCAUAUGUUUGCCACACCUAAAAUAUUUUWAUGGACAUAAUGUAUUCCAUUCAUGGACAGUUUUCAGUUUGUGCAUGAUGUUCAAAAGCUCAAGCAUCUACUCAACUGCGUCUACUAGCGGAGUGGAGACAAGAAAGCAAAGCAGUCUCAAAAUGGAUGCGGGGUGACAUAAGUUUCUGUUUCUUUUUUGGAAGCACAACUUUACGUUGAGUUAAUAUUACAUUACUCGGUGAAUAUAUAUAUAUACAUGCUAUUUGUGACAAAUAUCUGAGUAUAGUGUCAGAAAAAUUCACAAAAUAUCGAAGUGUGUUCUAAUCGCGACGUUUUUUMUUUUUCGUACUUCUUCCUGGUUGCAACGUAUGUGGAAACUUGCCUUUGGCACAAAGACUUCGCCAGAUAAUUCAUAUGGAUUGGCUACAUUUUUCUCGGAAUAGACAAAUUAAAAGUAUCGGAAUGUCAAUGGAAGACGGAGGUGGUGUGCGAAUGUCAAGAGGAGAAAAAGGCACAAACUGAUUUCAUACGUUUUUUUCAACCAUGGAAAUCGAGAAUGGUGCCGCAAGAGGUGUUUUGUUACCUGUACUACCAGGUUCCGAGCCCUUCGACAACAGUAUUCUGCCUCCACUGCAGAACAUGUACAUGUAUGAGGAGUCUAAGCAGUCUUUCAGAUACAACUCUGCUUUCUUGAUAAAGAAUACCACCCUGCAAGACCGGUAUGAGGCCUUCCGAACUGAAAGGAGAGGCAUGGGAUACUCAGAGGAAGAACUGGAGGAGUCCUAUGGGUUCUUACUGUUUGACGACAAAAAUAAGGCAAAUAAACUGGGAGAAACUGGUGUAAUCCCUGGUCACAGUACAUGCUCAACGCUUGGAGAUCCUUCAAAGGGUGUGUACGUGUCCAAGUACUCCGACUGCCUGGACAUAAACCGCUGGUACCACGGGAAGUCUGGAUACAUCGCCAUCAUCAGACUCACCAAGGGCAGAGUGAGAGACGUGACAGAGAACUACACAGUAAACUACACCUCUCCCUCUAAUGGGUUUGACUGUCAUGUAUCAGAGCAGCUAAGUGCCGUGUCGGCCAACACCAGCUCCUUCCUGGCCUUUGAGAGAACACAGUACUACAUGUAUGAGCUGCCUGGUGGAGGGGCUAACUCGACAGUCCAGCCUCCUAGCCAUGCCUGCCCAUUCGCUAUAGUGGCUUUUUCCUAUUGGGAUACCAAGACACCUGCAUCAGAGGACCAAGAGAAAAGUGAGGAAGAAAAAACAGUGUUUCACUACUACCCCUGGAAGGGUCAGCUCCAAAUCAGCUCCCAGGUCUACCAUGUGGGUCUGAAGUCCAGCACUGGACCCCUGAUUCCAGCUAAACUUCCAACAGUAAUGGCAGUUGACGGAGCCAUUAAAAUGUCAGAUCUGAGGCAGAAAUUACCAAAGGCUAUAUUUGAAACCUGCUUCAUCGGUGAAGUUUCUCUGGAAGGAAUGGGUUGCAGUCUGUAUGAGCUGGCACCCAGUGAGGCUGAGGACACCUCUCUCUCUCAGCUUACACAGGAGCUCAAGGAGAAAGACCUGGCCCUCGCAAUACAACUGAAUGAUAGUGGUUUCCUUAUACUGUUACAUUCAUCUCACUUCCUCACAUAUGAAGACACCAAGAUCUGCUCGAAGAAGCCCUCCCUCUCACCAGAGGUCCUCCAGGUGGUGCCUGCACUGAACUACGCAGAGACAGAGGUGGAAAAAGCCUCCCUGAACAGAGUGGGGAGCUACGUGGUUUACAGAGCAGCAUAUCCAGAGCUACGCUGCCCUCAUCCACCCCGGCUUACUAUCAGUCCAUCUAGGGAAGCCAGCAUCUUCCCAGAUCAGUUUGAUGUUCCUGACGCACUCAAAUAUCUCUACUCCAGCCCAAAGUGGACUGAGAUGGGAUGGAAACGUCUCAGAUCUUAUUUCCACCAGCCAGGCUCCUUUGAGCUGUCGGUGUCCAGAGCCACGGAGCUUCUGGUGGCAGGGCGAGAGGAGCGAGGAGAUGAGCCGGAUGAUGAUGUCUACUACUGUCUGUCAUCUCCAGAAGGCCCCCCCAUGACUCCUGCUAGUCUGGGUGGCCCAGAAGAGGAGCAGUCAGGGGGACAGUCACCAGGAGACACAGCUGACACAGCCACAUACAUAAGUAAUGCACCGGCAGUAUCUACAGAGGACUUUGACAAACCUGGUAUGACCAAGGCAGACAGUAAUGCACCAAAUAAAAGAGUAGAGGAAGAGAAGAACUUGCCUUCAAAGGAGGUGCAAGACAAGGUGCAACCCAAGGAGGUGCAGGAGGAAGUGCCCUCUGAUCUUAGCAAGCCUGCGGUCCCAGCAGGGAACUUUGGGAAACCUGUCUUGAAGAAGGCUGACGGUAAUGCACCAGGGACAACUUUGAUUCCAAAAGAGGUGCAGAAGGAGCUUCCCUAUGAUCUUUCCCAGCCUGUUGUGUUGGCAGAUGAUUCUGGGAAGAACAAGGCCGUACCAGGGGUAGGAGUAGAGGAUGAAGGGACACAUUUGAACCAAGAGGAAGUCCAAGUGGAUAGGCAAAAGGAGGUGAAAGAGGAUAUGCUUUCUGAUCUUUCACAGCCUGCAGUCUCUGCAGAAGACUUGAGGAAAGCUGGCCCAGCAGUGUUGGGUAAGGCAGACUGUAAAGCACCAGAGGUGGGAGUAACGAAUGAAGGGACAAACUUGCACCUGAAAGAGGUGCAAAAGGAUAUGCCCUCCGGUCUUUCACAGCCUGCAGUCUCUGAAGAGGAAUUGAAGAAACCUGGGCCGGCCCUGGCAACCAAGCCCAACAUUAAAGCAGUAGAGACAGGAGUAGAGGAUAAAGGGGGGGAUUUGCCUAAGGAGGUGCAAGAGGAGGUUCCAUGUGAUCUUUCCCARCUUGCAGUGUCGGCAAAGGUUUUUGCAAUAGCCGGUAUGACAGUGAUGACCAAGGCCACAGAGGUGACAGAGGUUUCAACCUCACCUGCAUCAGGUGACCUCCCAACAGUGCUAGUCAUCACUGCCACUGAAGGAACUGCAACCGUUGUACCUCAUAAUGAGAACUUUGGCUUGAUCAAUACAGAGUCGAUCACAAAGAACUCCUCCAGUUUGCCACCAGCCAAAGUACAGGAGAGGGGUGGAAGUGCUCUCAAUGGGCAACGUGGCAAGGCCAAUGAGGUCAAUAACUGCUCUACAUCAGAUUGGAGGAAACGGCCAAGGAAACGGCGUAGAUUUAGCGGGUUGGGUAAACGGGUCUUGAGGUCUUCAGCAGCUGACUUUGAAGAGGAAGAAACUGAGAAGGGAUGUUUGGAUUCAAGUAAAGUCUACUCAUUGAAAAAGAGGAAGGAAAUGACAGAUUUAGUUCAACUUAACCCAUGGAAAAAGAAGGAAAGGAUGGAUGUAACCCAGGUUCGUCCAUUGAAAAUGCAGAGGGAACUGAUGAAUUUGACCCUAGAUCCCCCAUUGAAAAAGAAGGAAAGGAUGGAUGUAACCCAGGCUCACCCAACGAAAAUGCAGAGGGAAGUGAUGAAUUUGAUCCAAGAUCUGCCUUUGAAAAAGAAGAAGGAAAGCAAGGAUUCAAUUAACUUUUACCCAUUCAAAAGUAAGGAAAGUAUGGAUCUAAAUAACGACGGCCACCCAUUGAAAAAGAAGACAGAUCGGUGGGACUUGAAGGCGAUCAUCUCCGAAUGCGGUAGAAUCUUUGUCCCUCAUGGUUCAGAAGUUAUCGCCAAGGAUAUAGAAUCUUUAAAAGUUAUGGGGAAAGUGAUAGAUCACAAACAAUGUGCUGAUGAGAUGAUGGUUGAAGCUUGUAUCAAAGUACCCCAACCCAUAGAGACAGGAGAUGAACCUGGCCUAGAGUUGAUAAAGUCAGGUGAAAACAAAGAUUCACACAUAUGGAGUUCAGACAGUAAAGACCAUCCGCCAGAGGUCAAAAUGGCUGAUGUAGACAAGAUGGCCUCUCAGAAACCCUCAGAACUGGUCCAGAACAAAGACAUGGAUUUUCCUUCCUUAGAAAAACACAAAAAGAAUUGUCAAUUUGUUGCAAUAUCCCUCAGUAAACUAAAGACAGUUUUUUCAAGAAGGGGAAAGAGGAAAACACCUCUCAAACCUGUUUCAGAAGAUCAAAUGUUACCAUUGGACAAGAAAAGCAAGGCCGAUGCUGGCAUGGAUAAAAUGGAAAGUGUUAAUUUGAGUAAUUCCUGCAAAGAUACCCCGGACAGAACCAGAGGUGCUGCUGAAGUUGCAAAGGAACAGACAUUUGGCCUAGACCCAAAGUUUGCACUAGCAUUAGGCUUGACUCCUAGGGAGUUGCAUAAUAAUGCACCCAAAUCUCCAGAAAAAAGUGAUAUUCCACUGAAGAAAGACAUUCAGAGCAGACUGGACCUGGUUACUCCACAAGCCACACCUGACCAAAUGUCUGAGGCUUUGCCUAGCCCCCCUUCAGCAACAAUAACCUUAACGGGUCGGGGGAGCCCAUUGAAAAUGAAAUGCAAGCCUGCAGACUCCAUAAGGAAAAAAUGGUGGUUGCACUAUCACACACCAGCUUCUUUUGAAAAAGAGAAAGUAGCACAGCCUAUAUCCUCCCAACUACUGACACUUAACCCUGAUGUCAGGCGUGUUGUCAGUAGGGGUAGGCCUCGCACAGUGAAGAAAGAUGCCAGUGAUGCAUCAUGCCCACCAGCAGAUGCUCUGACCCUAUUGGCCGAUUUGGCCCUCAGUACCAGUAACGACAAAGUACUGGACCACCUGGCUCUUCAGCAACAGGAAUGCUGUCCAAGUUUGGUUAUAAGUGACAACAGUGUCAAAGAUGGCGGCUCUCCUCACGAGUCAGAUGGUGAACCAGAGUCUGUCCUUCAUGCACCGCUGAAGCACCCUUCUGUUGCUAGGCUUAAACUUCCCCCUCAGUCUCCGUCACCCAAGGGGCUGGUGGUGGGGAGUGGGGAGCGGGUUGUGUUAGUCUCACAAGAGCAUUCUUACUCACUGCCGCCAUCCUCCUCUCUACUAUUGGGUUUGUCAGGUUCAACCCUCCAAGUCCCCAUUUCGGAGGGACUUCAGCCGCAUCGCAAGGAUAUGGUCUAUGGUGACGGAACUCAAGCACUACGGGCCUUCCUGUGUCAGGAGCAGGACCAGAACAGGAAGGAACUCGGGGAGGAACCCGGGGUGGCUCCAGAAUCCAUGAGCAAAGGAAUUGGGCGCAGGCGGAGGUUCCGUCGGUUACGGCGGUUCAUCGAAAAAGACAGCUCAGUUCAAGUGACAAGGCUGUGGAAGGAAAACUACGACUUUAAUUCAGACAGCAAGUUUACCAACGACCCUAUGGAUAAAACAGUUAUUAGAGCCCUACAUGGCCCAUGGGAUUUCAACAUUGAGGACACAAACGAACAGGUUCAGCUCAUCAUCCACAUGUGGAUAGGUCUUUUCUACAGCAGGUCCACUGCUAGGUUCUUCCAGGCAGACCCAAGUCUUCUAUGUAUGGAGGAAAAAGAUUCUACAGAAGUGGAUCAUGGAAUGGUACAAGCCCAGGUUACAUCUGAGACCAAGACAAGUUCCCCUGCUUAUAUUGCCCUUUCCAGGAUCCCAGAACCUGAAGUUUUGGACCUUAGUAAUGUGGGUAAAAAAGAAUCACAACCAUUAAGCUUGGAACCUGAGGUAUUGGACCUUUCAGUGAAAACAACAUCGACUGUGUUAGAUUUCACUGUAGACACAAAGGAUUCCCCUGAGUCCAAGCAAAGAAUAGAUUUAAAAAAUCCUCCAGUAUACCAACCAGAAAGUGGACUCCACAAAGAAAUCAUCUCUUUUCACAAACAAAGUACAGGUCUUGAGUUAAAGGUUUACAGAGACCGUGUGGACAGCAUGACGUCAGACAAAGCGAGUGAACUGGAUGAUGAUGAAACUAACAACCAUGAGAAUGACGGCAAUGACGGUACCCUCCAAAAUGAUGUGUCCCCUAACAGAAGAACUUUGGAAAGUGAUGGAUCGUACAUUCUCUUGUGUGAACAGGCAGCAAGUGUGUACAUUAAUCAAGAAAAGGUCCUGGAGAAUCAAAGAAUUGCCCGGGGUUUGGAGGGCAAAGCCAAAAAGGAAAUCCAAAAGGAAGAGAAGAGCCACGAUGGAGAACAAAACAUAGCAAGUCUUAAAACCAUGGAAUCUAAAGAUGUUGAUGAGGCGCAACAAGUUAAAGAUAACGAUUCAGUCAAAACAAUGUCAUGCACAGAGGUGCUGGGGGAUGGUGACGUUACCAAUAUGGCUGACAGAGUUGAGCGUAAAGCAAGUGAACCCAGAGAUGGGUCUUAUGUUGCCAUCUGUGAUGGCAGUGAGUCAAAAACGCACAAAGCAUAUCAUAGCGUGAAGGAUUCUGUUGAAGCAGCAAAACCAGAAGCAGUGCAUGUUGGGAAAGACACCACAAACAAGGAAAUCAAUGCACAACCUGCUGGGAAUGAUUCCAUUGGUACGGCACUCAAAGCAAUGCAUGAUGAAAAGAUUCCCAACGGUGUGUCACGGGAUGAUGGGAACUCCAAAAAUGAGGUGCAAACUGCAUUACAGGAAGGGAAUGAUACUAGAGAUGAGGCACUACCAGCGGUGAAUUAUGAAAAAGAGUCGGGCGAUAAAGCAGCACCUGCAGUAUGUGGUGGGAMUAAUUCGGUGGCUGAAACACCACCAGAGAUAUCACAUAAUGAAAAUGAUUCCCAAAAAGAAACACCAUCGGUGGUGCAUGGUGGAAAUGAUUCCAUACUACCUGUGAAACUGUAUAGCAAGCUGUAUAUAGACGAAGAACCCACUGCGGUGAACGAUAGAAAUGCUUCCCCCGGUGAGGUACAACCAAUGGAGCAGGUUGGGGAGGUUUCUGUUGGCACUACUAGAGUACUGCUAGAGAUGCAGGGUGAGAUUAAAUCGAAAGAUGAGGUACUGACCACGAGAGUAUUUCCACUAUGUGGUGAGAACACGCCUUGUGUCGGURAGUUCGACACGCCCAUUCAGUCCAAGGAUGUUUCAGGAGAGGCUAAAACAACAGUAGUUGAGACUGAUUUCAAUGGGAUUAGCGAUUCUAAAGAUCAGGAACAGGUAUCGAUGCCGGGUCAGAGUAAAUCUGAUAUCGACACACAAGGGCCCCAGCAUUCUCAAGACGAGACAUCAGAAGUACUGACAGGCCAGGUAGAAAUACCACUGAUUGGAGUAGGAAUUCCCAGGGAAGAUAUCRCACACACAGAUGUUCUACAUUCACACAGUCAGACACCAGAGAGAGUGCGUGCUCAGAUAGAAAUACCAUUUAUUGGAGUAGAAUUACCAUUAAUUGGAGUAGAGAAGGAUAGCAAGGAUAUCAUGCACACYGAGGUGCACGACACUCACUUGUGUCAUAGGGAUAAUUUGUUUUCAGGUGAAAUGUUUAGAAAAGCUUCAAAGGGAACUGAAUCUGUCAGUAGAUGCCCAACCCCUAUCGUGGACGAUGGUUACAUCCCGAUUCCUGACAUCGACAGUGGCUGCUUGGUUAUCUGCGAUGCCGGUGGGGUCAGCAAACCCCUCGGCAGAUGCCCAACACCUACACAAGAUGAGCCACCUUUCAUUACAGAAUUGUCUUAUGACCAUCACACACCGGAGACUGUUUUUUUGCCUGAUUCGAAAGACACCAACAGUCCCAACCUCAAUAGUGGUUUUGCUCUUAUUGAAAAUGAAAAGGCUUAUCGUGAACCACAUGAACCAAGUCUUGGUAGCAGCCCUAGCUCUGUAGAGAAAAUGUUGCGUAAAUCCAGCAACAACAAUAGCAAACCAAAUAAUCUGGAAGCCAUUGGUAAUCAGUUCUCUCAAUUAUUGACUGAACCCUGCAAGAAGCCAAUUGCCACUAGCACACCUCUCAACACUCCCUAUAUUUCUUCAAAGGAAAAAAACGAUUACAAUCCUUAUUCAAAUAUGCGACUUGCCCCUGCUGAACAAGACCUGUAUGCUCUUUCAAGUCACGAUUCACUGCAUAGGUUCCCUGACUCCUAUCCCAAAACCCAUAGCACCUUAACACAGAAAGCAGCAUUCUCUGUGCCAUCAAUCCACCUUGAAGUCCUGUCUAAUGAAACAACAGAAAGAACAUUAACUCGGGACUUGAGUGAAAUCGCUUUGGAAGGAGACACUAACUUGUGUCCUGCCUCAACAGAGAUUAUCAUACAGUCCAUCCGUCAGAGUAUCCCAGGAGUAAGUGGACCUACAGCAGCUUCUCAGAACCUUUCAGGGCACAACUUUACUGAGCCCCAUCCAUACAGCCAACAACUUGCCAUGGCUGUGAAUCUCUCCAAGAGUGAAGGCAGCAGAGGAGAGUACAGCUGGAAAGAAGGACAAACGAAUAUUGACCCUAUGUCUUCAGAUGUUCUCAAAAGCAAACAAACCGCUGCCCCUGUCCACUCAAACACUGAUCCUCACCCGUAUAACACACCAUAUGUCACCGAAAUGAGGAGACAGAUUGCAAGUUUGCAAGAUAAUGUUAUGGAUGAAAGUGAGGAGCCUGCCGUAGAGCAAGACAACAUUGAAUCUAGUCUAGAGACAAAUUGGAUAUCAGAUGACCAACACGCAAGUAAUACAUCCCAGUUGAAUAAAACAAAACUUGACUUCAUCAACUCUUUACGCCAGUAUCAGCAAUGGGAUAAAGGGGAAUUUGAUGAUGUUUUGGACUUCAGCAAGCAAGGCACUUCCUCUUCUUCUUCUUCAGUCACCUUCCAGUCUGAAGAAUCAGACAAAAUAUUUACCCGUACGGAAGAGAACAAACAGGAUUGGUUAAAGUAUUGUAGGUCAGAAAGGAGUGGGAACACCUCCAAUAGCCAAAUUGAUUUGGACGAUGAGCACAAGGAAGUUUCCUCAUUUGCAAAGCCAUGCCUAGUUACAGUUUUGGAUCACAAAGGAAACAGAAUCACCUAUGAAAACUAUCCCGUUCUGAAACCUUCAACAAGCAUGCACACACGGACAGUUCCGAACUCAAACAGACAGGGCUCGAGCAGAUUUCUGGACUUCUCCAAGAGGUGGGAUGAUACACAUAACGCUGACGAAUCUGACCUCACUCAGUCGUCUGUGGAUCUGGAGACCCUCAUCUUCUCAGAGAGAAUGAACCAGAUGCUAAAACGUAAAAGGAAGAGUAGCAGCAGCAGGUACAACCGAGCAAGACACCACAGGUCAAAUGUAGAAGAGCGAGCUUCCUCCUGUAGCCCGGCUGUGACAGUGCACUUUUCCAACCUGCAGGAACAGGAAAGCUCGGAAGAACACUGGGAGGGACUACCUUCACUCGCAGGGCAGAAGUUAAAAAUAGAUAUGCCUGAAAGGAAGGGUAUGCCUGAAGAAACAGACAGAGAUAUGCCACAGCAUCUUCAAAAACUCUCCUAUACAAAGGGCAGUGAGAUGACGCAUGUCAAAGUUUCAGACCUGGUUGCGGAAAGUUUCGAGGCGUACCAUGCCAUGAUGACUGAGGUCUGUGCAGGCAGAAAGUACCCACACAGAACCGAGAGACUCAAGAGAGAAGAAGCAAAGAGAAACAGUUUGCCAAAGUCUCGAGCCCCAAGCAAAGACAAAGAGUUCUGUGGUCAGAUGAAGAAGGACAUGUUUGACAGCCUGCAUGAUAAUCUGAACUCUGUUGUGAAACAGUCAUGUAAGAACAAGUUCAGGUUCUACAUACUGGUGACAUCAGACGACCCAUUCUUCAACGAGACAAAGGAGCUGUUAGAAGCAGAGGGACACAUAACAGUAGAACAGUCUCAAUUCUGCCUUGGAAAGGAUAGUCCCUCAUCCCCUCUAUACAUUAUCUUGAGGAACGAAGAUAUUGCUGAACACAUUUGUGAGGUCCCUCACUUGCUUGAAUUGAAGAAGUCUCAGAAUGUGUUGUUUGCUGGUAUUGACCGUCCUGAUGACAUUGUGAACCUGACCCACCAAGAACUCUUCAGCAAAGGCGGUUUUGUGGUGUUUGAGGGAGCAGCACUGGACACACUCAGUCUCAGCAACAUUAAGAAAAUGUCUGGUUUCCUGGAGGGGCUGAGUAAAAAGGGGAAGUGGAAAUGGCUCUUGCACUACAAAGACAGCCGGAAACUGAAAGAGAACGCACGGUCUAGUGCUGAGGCACAGGGUAAAAAGAGCUUCAUGGACAUCUGCCAGGAGGCUGGAAUGGUGGAGGUCUUACCCUACCAUGAAUGUGACGUCAUUUCAAGGACACGACCCAACUACCUUCACUGUCUAGUCCGGCUGCAGGUCCAGAAUGUAUCAGCUCGUCUACCUGUAUUUAUAACUGACACAACGGCAGACAAAGCGUUUGCAAAACAUGGGAUAUUCACAAUGAAUAUUAACUCCUUCUUGCUGAUUUCUCAGAGUGACACUUGCACUAUUUCUUAAACUGACAGAAGUCUUCA